Messenger RNA from Psylliodes chrysocephalus, 1949 nucleotides. Lineage: Eukaryota; Metazoa; Arthropoda; Insecta; Coleoptera; Chrysomelidae. The record is from the annotation of a GenBank genome assembly.
CGGGUUCUUAGUAUCGGGCUUUUAAACUAUGGUAGUAUUCCGUCGCCAUUUUGACUAGGUCGGUUCCGAGUUCUGAUGGUUUGUUAGGAUUUUUUGGUUAUAUCGGUGGGAUUUGUUUAUUUUUUUAAAACUUUUUGGUUUCGUAUUGCUUCGGGGAGUGUUAAAAUGACACAACAAACUAAUACAACGAACUGGGUGAUACAAGGAUCCAAUGGGCAGCCCCAAAUGAUAAAGUUGAUGCAAUCUUCCGGAAAAACUUUUAGUGGCAUAAUGACUUCUGCGAUGACCGGGCAGCCGGUAAAAAUUAUUAAAUCGUCACCAAGUUCAAUAUCUGAUGAAACACAGCAGAUAUAUGCCACGGCUACUCCAAUUUCAACGACGCAAGUGUUGAGGAGUAUAGGAACCCCUCCAAAAGUAGUUGCAAAGACCAUUCCAAUACACGUUAACAAAAUGCAGCCCGUUUUGAAAACAAUCAAGCUCACGCCCACCCAAAUGCAAGGGAUCAAACUUGCGCCGGGUACGCCCACAAAACUACAAAUAUCGCCCCAACAAAUUCCUACUUCGACCACGGUACCUGUUUACACAACGCAAUCCUCUCCGAUUGUGAAAAAUAUAUCGCCACCGAUUUUGACCAGGAAACGGCAGGAUCACGUCGAAAUGGAGUACGCCCCUGAAUCAAAACGCGGUAGGAAAUCCGAAAAAGUAGGAAAAGGCCUUCGACAUUUCUCUAUGAAAGUGUGCGAAAAGGUGAAACAGAAAGGAACGACCACGUACAAUGAAGUUGCCGACGAAUUAGUGACAGAAUUCACGAAUUCGACCAAUAACGCUUUACCGGACCAGUACGAUCAAAAAAAUAUCAGGAGAAGGGUGUACGAUGCUCUGAACGUGUUGAUGGCCAUGAAUAUCAUUUCGAAAGAAAAAAAAGAGAUUCGGUGGAUAGGUCUUCCAACGAAUUCGCUUCAAGAGUGCCAUCAGCUUGAGAAAGAGAUGCAGAACAAGUUAAGGACAAUAAUAGAAAAGGAGAGGCAACUAGACGAGUUGAUUCUCAAUCAGAUCGCUUUCAAGAAUUUGGCGCAGCGGAAUAGGGAAAACGAAAGAUUGUACGGGAUGCCCUCGCCCAAUUCUUACAUUCAGCUGCCUUUUAUUGUCGUCAAUACUAAUAAGAAGACUGUUAUUAAUUGUAGUAUUUCUAAUGAUAAGAUGGAAUAUUUGUUUCAAUUUAAUGAUAAAUUUGAGAUAAACGACGACGUGGAAAUCUUAAAGUCAAUUGGGAUGCUGUCAGGUUUGGAUACCGGAACUUGCACCCCUGAAAACUUAGAAAAGAUCAAAAAUCUUAUACCGGAGUCUUUGUGGCCAUAUUUAGAAAAAAUAGCCAACGGUCGUCCGCAUUCCCUGGACAACAUCCUGGAAGAAGCCAGAGCGGGCACCAGCUCCAUUUCGAUGAUCAACGCCGAAGAAUUUGUAGAAACACAUCUCGACGAAGACAAUUCGCGCCAGUCGUCCAGUUUCGAUCCGUUGUCGCCCAGUCCUCAGGAAUUUUCGGAAGAAGAACCCGAAUCGGACCUUUCCAGCGACAACGACGUCCAUUAGUAUUUAGUGUUUUUUCUUUUGAGUUUAUUUAGUUGUGGACAUUCUUUUUGGUUAUUUUCUUUUUGCUGAGAGUUUGUCGGCGACGGGGAUAAGUCGCUCUCUCAUAUUGGGUACCUCGGAAGAUUUAUGACUUUUUUUGUUUUUAAGGCCUUUUUACAUACCGUUUCUGUUUGCUAUAUACGGGAUUAAUGGAUACAACAAUUUUAAUAUGAAAAUGUUUUAAAAGAAGCGGUGUAAGUACGUACUAUUUUUUAAAUUCUAAAAUUUAUUUUUAAAAUAUGUUUCUAAGUAUUUGACAGUACUAUUUUUAUGGAAAUUAUAGGUUGUGGUACAUUUGAACUACUAAAGCAAAUAAUAGG